CGAACGUUUGCUAACCGACGUGCUUUCUCCAGUGUCCCAGCCGCUUAAUGACCCAUGGGACGUGGUGCACCUACAACACGAAAAAUCGCUGCCGGAAUGCACUUGACAAGGCUGUCGAUGGAUGACAAAGGACCCUCGAAACGCACGCUGUCGCCGCAGACACGUGAGCGCAACCGGGCCCGUGCGCGCAAGUACUAUGAACGGCACCGCGACGAAGUGCUCGCCCGACUCAAGGCGCGCUACGAGGCCAAGUGCGCGCGGCAGCGCGCCGAACGCCGCCGGCGAAAGCACCUGCAUCUGCAAACAAAGUGGCGACGACACCCCCCGAUCGACCGCAUGUGUCUCGCGUUUCUCCUCAACUAGUUCCCAGCUUGAGGCGUUCAGAGGAUAACAUUGUACAUUGAUUGCAUACUCCUUCGCUGGGCGCAGA
Saprolegnia diclina VS20 is the source of this 430-nucleotide messenger RNA. RefSeq lists its product as hypothetical. The record is from RefSeq and is a predicted model, not a curated record. The coding region runs from base 55 to 363 and encodes 102 amino acids. NCBI's taxonomy places the organism in Eukaryota, Oomycota, Saprolegniomycetes, Saprolegniales, Saprolegniaceae. The transcript has a single exon.